AUGUCCAGUGACUGUGGCAAAAUUUCUGAAUCAUGCCGCAGUAAAUAUAUUGAUUCGAUUAAACUAUUUUUAUCAUUUUUAGACUUGCAACACCUUGUUUUUUUGGUCCAUACUGUUAACCUGCAGAUUGACAAAAAUAACAAUACAGAUGAGUCAGUUGAGCAAAAUGUUAAAUCACUUAAAUCAAAAUUUGAACAAUUAACUCAACAGCCACAAUCAAAUGACGUUAGAAAACCGACCUCUGACGCUAGAGCAACAUUUCAAAAUCUUGUUACUUUAGCGCAUCAACAACAUAAAAAAACAGAUCAACCACAACAGGAAAAAUCAUUAAUGUCAGACACCACUAAUUCUUAUUCUAAUAUAGAAAAGGACAACAUUAAGUUAGAUGAAAUAAAACAAAAACCAUCUUUUAAAAACGCUCACACAGUCACCAAUCAAUUAGAUUCUGGAAAAAAAACCCCUCCACCAAUACCUGCUCAUAGAUCAAAACCACUUAACAACUAUAGUACCACAACAAAAGGCAUAAUACUUAAUAAUCCAUUCGAUGAUUCUGAUGAUGUUGAUCCUUUUGGAGACGAUCAAGAAAUUUCAAAAUUAAAUCUUAAAUCCCAUUAUUCUAAUGCUAAAGAAAUCACACCACCACCUACCAAACCUUUUCAAACAUCGACCAUCAACGAUGAGGAUAAUGAAAAUGAUUCUUAUUUAAAGAAAUCACCUAAUAGUAACUUAUCAAAACCAUACCCCGAUAAACGACCACCACUUCCAACACGUCCUCAAUUAGCAUCACAUGUUAAUAAUGAUGAUAUAAAAAAUGGUAAAAAAACUUCAAGAAAUAUUAGAGCUGGAAAAAGUGAACCAAAUCAUGAUCACGACACUGAUGAUGAUUCAGUGGUUGAUAUUGCUAUUUCUGAACUUGAUGCCCCUGAUAUAGCUCAUGCUAAUCGCAGACCACCGAGAUUCCCCGGAAUUAAAGAUAUUCAGCAUAAAAGUACAAUACGCACCUUUGCAAUUGCUGGAAAUUUUGUUAUUACCGAUUCAAGUCUUUCUCGCGUAUGGUCAUUGGAUGAAGGGACUAAUAUUAAUACUAUUUCUCAUGAAGAUUCCAAAGUGAUUAGUAUGUGUUGGCGUCCAUCAAGACGGGUUGAAGAUGUUGGUAGAUAUUUGUGGUGUGGCUCACAAGAUGGUUAUCUGUUUGCUAUUGAUAUAAAUAAGGAAAAAUAUAUUGAAAUCAAUAAAAAGGCUCACAACCAUCCUAUCAUCUUUAUUUUACGUCAUGAAUUUCAAUUAUGGACAAUUGAUGAUAAUGGUAAAUUGAUGAUAUGGUCUGAGGAUGGAAAUGGAUGUUUAACUUUGAAAUCAACACCUAAGCCUUGUCGUAUUACUCCUAAACAAACCAGCGCUAUUAUUGUCGGCCAUUGUCUAUGGUCAUCAAACGGAAGAGUUAUUGAAAUUUUUAAUCCUUUUGAUGAAGUUGAUUCAAGUUCCAAAAAAAUUGAAUUAGAGGCAGAAAUUGGAAGUAUAAAAUGUAUGACCCAAACAAGCAACCCUUCUCUAAUGUCUGCUUGUUUAUUUUCUAAAAUUGUCUUUAUUGUAAUUUCAAAUGCUCCGCUAAUUGGACGAUGA
Molecule: messenger RNA, 1623 nt
Organism: Entrophospora sp. SA101
Lineage: Eukaryota; Fungi; Glomeromycota; Glomeromycetes; Entrophosporales; Entrophosporaceae
Source: the annotation of a GenBank genome assembly